Helianthus annuus (common sunflower) is the source of this 915-nucleotide messenger RNA. Its product is annotated as 50S ribosomal protein HLP, mitochondrial. Bases 181 to 681 code for a protein of 166 amino acids. Gene Ontology annotation, biological process: translation. NCBI's taxonomy places the organism in Eukaryota, Viridiplantae, Streptophyta, Magnoliopsida, Asterales, Asteraceae. The transcript is spliced from 5 exons. The record is from RefSeq and is a predicted model, not a curated record. Gene Ontology annotation, molecular function: large ribosomal subunit rRNA binding; structural constituent of ribosome. Gene Ontology annotation, cellular component: mitochondrial large ribosomal subunit; ribosome.
UUUGCUCCUCCAUCUAUCUUCUAAACCUAAAAAACAAACAGCCGACUGACUGACAGAUCUUCUUUCUUUCUUUCUUUCUUUCUUUCAUUCUACGGUUGAUUCAGCAGGGAGGGAGGGAGGGAAGGUAAGGUUCAAUCAGCCAGCAAGCAGGUACUAGACGAAAGUUGUAAGCGGCUCAAGAUGGCAACAAAUUCUACAUCUAAGUUGUUUCAUGUGGGACGUUCACUUUUGCGAGGCCUCAACAGUUCCUCAUCAGGAAUGAUAAGAUCAUCACAGGAGACUACCUGUAACAAUUCCUUGGCUCAGCAAAUAAGGAGUUUCAUACAAAUGAGAACCAAUCUCAAAGUGGUGGAUAACUCUGGUGCGAAACGAGUAAUGUGUAUACAAGCUUUGAAGGGGAAGAAAGGGGCCCGAUUAGGGGACACAAUAGUCGCAUCAGUGAAGGAGGCCCAACCCGGAGGGAAAGUUAAAAAAGGACAGGUGGUAUACGGGGUAGUGGUUCGUGCCGCCAUGCAAAAGGGCCGUUCUGAUGGUAGCGAGGUCAAAUUCGAUGAUAAUGCUGUUGUACUGGUCAACAAGCAAGGUGAACCGAUUGGAACUCGAGUCUUUGGCCCGGUCCCACAUGAGUUAAGGAAGAAGAAGCAUGUCAAGAUACUCAGUCUUGCACAACACAUUGCAUGAGGUUUGAGAUAGUAAAACGUGGUUUAAAUUAUUCGUGGUUAUCAGUUGAUUCAUGUAUAAUUUAAGCUUUUAUAGUUUGUUAGGUGAGUUGUAAUUUGGGGCUGUCAAGUUAAGAUUUUGAUCUGACUGCAUGCACCCUAAGUUCAUAAUGCAUUGGACUUUUUUGUUGUUUGGUUCUAUAUAACAGUUAAGUGGGCUUAUAUGCUUAGUUGAUUCAUUUAUGUUUUAAUGUAA